CCGGUGCUGCAGCUGCAGCUGCAGCCUCGGUCAGACGCACAGAGGAUGAGGCCUGCCAGUCCUGCCCCGAUUAAUCCAUCGUUUGCCCGGGGCGGUUAGCAUGGUCCGGGCCAUGGAUGCACCGAUCGCGCGUUUAGACGACGGCCGGCCGAACUUGGCGGACGCGGCCGCGGGUUCGGCGCCGCCGGCCGGCCGAGCGGAGGCCAGCCCCGCCGCGGGGGGAACGGCGGCUCGGCUCCUCCGGGAUCAGGACGAUCCUCCGGGGCGGGCUGACGGCGACGGCUCCCCGGAGGAGUCCAGUGUGUGCAGGUCCACGCAGGAACAGGUUAAUGGACCGGACGGGAAGUUAUCGGCUUGCCUCGGGGAUGUGAAACCGGAGAGGAUCGGUCCAGUGAGCGCGUUCACCGAGGAGACCCUGCUGGAGAAAGACGAAAUCUGGAGCGCCCUCGCCUGUAACUACGGCCAGGCCGUGCCGGUAGACUGGCGGCGGUCUCGGACGCGCUCCCUCUACAUCUCGACGUUUAACCUAAAGGAGAGACCGAAGGGGACGGAUGAUGCGGCGGAGCUGUCCGAUGAGGACGAGCUGAGGGAGCAGCUGGACAUGCACUCCAUCAUUGUCCCCUGUGUGGACCAGGAGCCCCUUGUCACGGCGGAGCAGGUCAUUGAGGAGAUUGAGGAAAUGAUGCAGGACUCACCCGACGUGGAGGCAGAGAGGAAUCCCUCCCAGUCGGAUCUGUCCAUGCUCUCCGUGGACAUCCGGCGCGGCAGUCCCGGUUUCGAGGACAGGCUGAGGUCGCUGAGCGCCGCCGAGCUGCUGCAGUGUCUGACGGAGAUGGAGGUGAACAUCAGGAGGUUCUCUGAGGAGCUGGUGCAGCAGCUGGCCGUCAGAGACGAGCUGGACUUUGAGAAGGAGGUGAAGAACAGUUUCAUCUCGGCGCUCAUCGACGUGCAGAACCGGCAGAAGGAGCACAGGGAGGCGCUGAGGAAGAAGAAGAAGCUGAAGGGUGGAGUCGGAGCAGCUCAGGGUCUGCCGGAGAGAACACCUGGAUCACGCUUCAGCAUGGACGGCCUCUCCUCUGUUAUUCAAAACAGCUUCCGGCAAACAUUUGGCAGUGGCUGCAGCGAAAGACAGUAUUUGACCACAGUCAUUCCUUAUGAGAAAAAGGGACUUCCUCCGUCGAUCGAAGACCUCCAGAUCCUGACCAAGAUUCUGCAAGCUAUGAGAGAUGACAGCGACAAGGUGCCUGGUCUCUUGACGGACUACAUCCUCAAUGGUGAGUGUUUCUCUCCUCUGUUCCCACCCUGUGACCAUUAAUGACCAGCUCUGUUUCAUCUGAGAUCUCCGGUUGUCGUUGAGCAAAAAUACAAAUUCAGUUUUUAAUUAAAUGUAUAUGACAGUGUUUAGUUUUUAUUAAGUUAGUGGUCACCACGUAAAUUUCCAGAACUUACUAGUGAAAACGUAUCCAGUGAGUUCUGAUUAUUACAUUCCCCUAUUACUAAGUAACUUAAUGAAUGUUUCAGAUAAAGUACCUGAAAGUUACUAGCAAGUUCCAUUAUUCACAUGGAAAAAAACAUCUAGGCUCUGGGAGAGAAAAUUGUGCUCACAUUAUAUUUGUUUCGAUCCACAAACAGUUGAAAUAUAGCACAUAAAAUGAAUGGAAACAAAUCCAUGGUUUUCAAGAGAUUUUAGCAGUAACAAUCUGAAAAGUCUGUUUUUAUACCUGGCCAUUUCUGAGUGAAUACUCGCUUCAAUCAUAUUUUGACUGCAAUUUCAACUUUAACACUUUAGAGACCUCUCUGCCAGUUUUCACAUCUUGAGACUGAAUUUUCUUCCACUUAUCUGGUGAAAAAAGUUCAGCCAUGUUAGACAAACAGCAUCUCUGAAUGUUAAUUUGCAUAACUGGGUAAACCUUCCUAUUGAAGCCGUCCCAUCCUGUGAUUUUCAUUUGUGCUGUGGUCUUAAGUUUGGGAUAUUGUUUUGUUCGCCGCAUCUUUCUCCCCGACCUGUUUGCUGGUUGUCCUGCUAAUGUUCUUUAAUAAACAUCCAGUAUCGUUCCAGCAUAACUGUCUGUAUAGUGAGAUUCAACAACACAGCUUACUUUGAGUUGGUCUCACAUAAAAUCCUCUUAAGAUACAAUACAAUUUGUGGCUGAAAUGUGUAAAAAAGAUCAAGUGUUGCAAACACAUCUGGAAGACAAUGUAUGCAUCCUUGAAAAGACUCCCAGCGUUUCCAUGCUUCCAUGUUGCAGUUGUAUGAGUCUGAGCUAAAAAAGUUGCAGUAAAUGAUCACAGUGUGUAUCUCAGAGGGGUGGAAGAGCACACAGUGUGUCUCUGUGUGUGUGUGUGUGUGUGUGUGUUUUUUAUCCCAUGUCCUUUUGUUAGUUGCUCUGUUGACACUUCUUGUUCCAACAAGCCCAACUCGUUCCUGUGGUCUGAUCCUGCUUCUCCUGCUUUGAUGCUCGGAUGUUUCUUACGAUUGUGCUUUUCAAAAUGCUUUUCGACUCUUUCCAUUUCCCGUAAGCUUCGUGUUUUUCGCCUGUCUUUGUCCUACAUGUUCUCCAUCUCUCCUCUUUUCACUUCUUAGUCUUUGGUUUUAAUUGAAAUAGUUAUGAGACAAAAUGAAUCUGUGUGGCUCAGUCUUAGUAAGAACAAAUAGAAAUGGACAGAAAAAGGCCUGGAAAUGUGAAAUAAUCUAAGUUUGUGUCUUCUGUGUCUUCUGCUGAUCUUUUCAUUGUUGUUGUUUUUUUUUUUGUCUUUCUCCACUUCUCACAAUCUUCACAAUCUUACGCUGCUUUACUCUCUAGCUCUGGUCUGAGCUUUGGACCGCGAGUGUUUUGUCCGACGUAAAUGGAUCCUGAUGAUCAGCAGACACUUAAAGUUAGAAAGAAGAGGACCUGUGAAGCACACUUAAUUUAUUCCUGAAUGCUUUUACCUCCAUGUGUGAAUUUAUUGGCCCAUCUCUGAUUUAUAUGUUUAAGUUAUUAAUGACUGUGAUUUGCAAAUAGAGUGCGUUCUCGCAGACUUUUUGACAUAUAGAAGGUUUUUCUAAGUGUUUCUUCGUUUUUAAAGAUUUCAAUCAGACAUUAGAUGAAUUCAUUCAGGGCAAAGCUGUGAAGCAAAGGGCUUAGCAUUUAUGAAGCAUCGACUGAUCAUCUGAGCCAAAAAACAAGGACACUUUUCUAAAGAGCAAAACAUUCUGUAAGCAUAAACAAAAAGACGAGACGAGAUUAGAAUCCCAGCAUUACAAGUUGAAAGAUCAGAGAGGUGGAAAAAACAGCCAAGAGACAUGGACAAGAUUAUAAAAGAAAUCUGAAUCCAGUCUGCGUCUUUGUGGCGUUAGCGAUCUCUGAUUUAUAUGUGUAUCAUUUUAUCAGGACUCUACCUCCAACACUGUCUGUAUUUAUAUAAUAUACUGAGCUGAUGGAGGCUUUACUGGCAAUCAGAAACAAUCUAUGCAUCUGAGUAAGAACUGAAUCUGACCCACAAACUGUCUGCGCUUCGGAGACGCCGCCUGGAGCGCACAGGAGGCGUCACACCUCGACUCUCACUGUGUUCCUACCAGCUGCCUUUGCCUGAACUUUUCUACAUCCAGGAGAGCUUAUUCUCACUGAUGAAUGUCAUGUUGAAGCUCUACUUACAGAGGCCACGUUGCUCUGCUAUUUAUUUAUUUGUGUAAAUAUUGUAUCUGAGUAAUAGAACUCUUGAUAUGUUUGCUUAAUUUUACUACUGAGAGGUUAAAUAAUAAAGAACAUGAUGAGGAAA
Messenger RNA from Poeciliopsis prolifica (blackstripe livebearer), 3762 nucleotides. It is a transcript of the gene fez2a, whose product is annotated as fasciculation and elongation protein zeta 2a. The transcript is spliced from 9 exons. The coding region runs from base 101 to 1315 and encodes 404 amino acids. NCBI's taxonomy places the organism in Eukaryota, Metazoa, Chordata, Actinopteri, Cyprinodontiformes, Poeciliidae. Gene Ontology annotation, cellular component: cytoplasm; axon. The record is from RefSeq and is a predicted model, not a curated record.